Messenger RNA from Aedes aegypti (yellow fever mosquito), 7548 nucleotides. RefSeq lists its product as uncharacterized. The transcript is spliced from 16 exons. Lineage: Eukaryota; Metazoa; Arthropoda; Insecta; Diptera; Culicidae. Bases 1192 to 6597 code for a protein of 1801 amino acids. The record is from RefSeq and is a predicted model, not a curated record.
CUCUCCCACAACCAUCGGCAUCGGCCAGCAAGCAAAAGUCAAACGCAGUGCUGAGGAAACCCGAAAGCAAAGAAGUGGUGAAAACUUCAUCGCAUCGCAAAGUCGUCGUCUUUCGUCGUGUGUGCGCUUUUGUAAUAACCGACAUCCUCUUUUUCUGGUUUGGAAAUAGUGAGAAGAAUCCUUGGUUUAUCCCUCGAAACGGUUCCCGGUUCUAGAUAACGGUACGCUAGAGAGUGAAGGAUUGUGCAAAAGGCCUCCGGCAUUGGGAGCGCUUCCGGUAUAAAGGCAAGGGUCUCGUCGUUUCGUGGCACGGAAAUCGCGACGAAUCCCGGGGAAAAAUUGUGUGCUGUCUAAAAUGGACGCACCACAACGUCGUAGUUAGAGGGAGCAGUGCGGGUUGCUUCGUCGUGUCGGAGUGUGACAGCUCUCCGUAGGUGUAGUGCCAGUGCUAGAGUGAAACGGUAAAACAGUCGUCUGGUGGAGACGAGACAGUGCCAGUGGGAACGUCUUGUGUGUGGCAGCAGCAGAAGUGUCAAACACGGAGUAGCCGCAUCAGUCAACUUGCACGGAUGUUGUUGUUUUUGUUGUUGUUGCCAUUAUUGUGUGAGUGUGGUUCAACAUGUGCGAGAAAAAGAAGCCAACAGUGUAAUAAUACCGGGUCUGGAACGCGCGAGUGAACGAAAAGGCAACAGAAACCCAUCCGUCGUCGUUCGAUUCGAGUUGGCAGGCAGUAGUAGUAAUACCAACAACAAGAAGGAAGCAGAAGAACAACAAGAAGGGGAAGAAACGUGAGAAGAAGAAGAUAAGCGAGGUGGAUAGAAGAUUGCAAAGUGAAGAAAGAAGCAAAAAUCUAGUGAAAUAAAAAAAAGAGUAAAGUAAAAGUGUCCAGAGAAGAAGGGAAGAAACGAAAGAGGCAAUGGCUAUAAAUUUCGAUAGAUAAGGAAUCUCUCUAUUUUGUGUGAUUUUUGAUCAACGAAUUCUUUCCUUCUGCGUUGUUGGUGCACGGCCUAGUUUGGUCAUUUUGAAAGGAUAAUAUCGGUAGAAGAUCGCAGGGGAAGAAAGAAGAAAUCCGAUUGAAGGCGUUAGUUUUCUACGGGGAAAUCAAAAGGAGACAACCUCGUCUAGCAGCUAGUGUGAGCAGAAGGUUAAAUCUGCCAGGAUUAGGCUCCAGAAAGUGAAAACGAGAUUAUUAUGGAAAAGGCGAAAGCCUACAUCAAAAACGAAUUACGUGGGGGCUCCUUGACAUCGCAUUCGGAGCCCCCGGCAACCAGUCAGCAACAGCAUCAUCCAGCACAAUCCCUGCACCACCAACCGUCGCCAACACCUCAACAGCAAGCUGCCAAUUACGAUGAUCCCUCCACAAUCUGCUACGUAUGCGGUGCCCGUGGUGCCCAGGAUCAGUUCUACCUCCGGGUGCGGUCAAAUCCGGAGCGCCCAAAUGAGCCAUACUUUCCCCUGCUCGAAACGCACACCCCUCCGAAUGGCGUUCCCCAGUGGACACCCGCCCAGCUAGGGGUGCGUGCGUGCAAUCUCUGCUUCACAGCCCUGGUCAAACAAUGGGAAUACCACGAACGGGAGGGUAAACCCAUCACAGAGAGAUUGUACUGGCUCAAAAGGAACGAUGGAAAAAGUUUCAUUGGUGCCGAAAUGUCCACCCAGGGCGAAUAUGCCACUCAGGUGCUCGGUCUAAAUCCGGAACACGUGCCUACCAGUGGCCGAUCGCUAACGCCUCAGUCGCAACAUAUGAGUUCUUAUGGUAGAAUCGAAAGUCCCAAUAGUUUAGCAAGGCCUCGGUCACAGGACCAUCCCGGAGCGGUUGGUCCUCUGCCUCAACAUUACCAAGUAGCUAGAAAUGAAAGUCCAAUCCGGUCUAGCUCGCGGAACGAAUCACCGCAGGGCAAAACCGAACCAUACCAUCCAACCAAGCGGUACAUCGAAAAUCACAUAAACAAUAGCGGAAGCUGUAGUCAACAGGGUUCGAGGCCUUCCAGUCGAAACGAAAAAAGUGUCACACCGAGGCCUAUGUCGAGAGAAAACCCCUCACCGGUGGCGGUAGUUCCCAGCACAACGACAUCCGCCAUUACUCAGCCGGCAACGGCGUCACCAGUGCUGGCUGGUCGGUUCGAUGGCAUGAAAAUGUCCUCGUUCGCCCACCACAAACUGAAAAUUGGUAAUUACGCCAACUCACUGGCAGCAUCGGUACCGGUCUCCUCGGUUGCCACACCGUCUGCCAACAACGCGAACGAUAACAAAUCAACUUCGUCCACAUCGUCAUCGACGCAUCGGUUGGAGGAGGAAAGUGCACUGGAUUUGCGGAACCUCCCGAUGCCCGGCGCGACCGAUAUUCUGGACCUGUCGAUGCCGGACAAAAACUCGGUGACGGAAGUGUGCUACGUGUGCGGGGAUGAACAGAGGCGGGGCAGCUUGGUGGAAAUUUCCACCGUCAAGCCAAAGGAUGGCAAGGACCAGGAGAAACCGUACUUUCCGAUUUUCGACGAGACGCAUGCUAGACCCGCCCGUUCGCGACCGAAAGAUCCAAAGGGUAUGGUGCAAGCGUGCAAAACUUGCCACAACUAUCUGAUCAACCAGUGGCAUGCGUUUAAUAAACAGUGCGUACCGGAGGCCCAGCGGAAGUACCAGAUCCGGAAGCGGCAACCCACCCAGGAACGGGCGGCCACAUUCGUCUGCUACACGUGCGGCGCCGAUACGCUCUCCUCGCAGCUGAGGCUGGUCUACUGCUGUCCCAAUGCCGAACGGGAACCAUACUUCCCUUUCAUAAAAACGAUGAAAGCACCGACCAAUGCUAGUCCGAUAAGUCCUCAGGGUAUGGUGCAAAUCUGUUCAACGUGCAAUAAGAAGAACGAACAUCGGUCCGAAGGUGGCACCGUAAGCAAUGUCGAGGAAAGGUAUCCGUCUCCGUCAAAAAUGACGUCUAGUGUGAUAAACGAGGUUGUACGAUUUAAGCCUUAUGAAUCUCCUUCCGCUCUGCCUGGACCGCUACGGGAUCAGAAAGACUUCCGGAGGGAUUCAAGACCAAAUACACCGCCUCACUCUCAAGGACCUGUUGAAAACGGUCAUGUUUUUUCGUGUUACAUUUGUAAGAAUAACUUUCCCCCGCAAUCGAUGGAGUGGCUGUCAACGAGUGCCGAACAUAUGAAUUCGCAUGCAAUGCAUUUUCCCUGCCUCAAAGGCAACAACGAUCAGGGUCCGGGUCGGGUGCUGGCGUGUAAGGCCUGCGUACAAAACCUCACCGUCCAGUGGGAGACGAUGGAUGCCGAACGGGUGCCGCUCGAGCACCGCAAGUACAUCAUUCCUUCGCCGACACCAAACUCGAUAUCGCCCGGCGGCGGUGGCGUCGUCGUCGGGCAGUAUCGACCACCGAUAGCCCUGGCCACGCCGCCCACCACGCCGGCGGGCUCAAACGCACCCAGUACCUCGGUGUACUGCUUCGUCUGUGGCCUACAUUCAGAGUUAAACUUUGCUAGGUUAAUAUAUGCCAAUAAAGAGGGUUCUAGACCUUAUUUUCCUUUUCUGUUAAAACACAAGUCACCUCCCAAUGCGGAACAGUUACGAAGUGAUAGUUCUGCGUUGGUUUGUACAUUUUGUUAUCACUCGCUGUUGAAUCAAUGGCGGAAAUAUGAAGCUCAAAAUACGGUUCCUCCGGGCAACCGGGAGUACAACUUCCACGACUACUGCUGCCACCUGUGCGGGAUCACAACCUAUCGGAAGCGAGUGCGUGCGUUGCCCAUCCGGGAAUACCCCUUCGUGGCGAAUCGAAAAAGCGACGGACUGCUGCUGGAGAACGGCGACUACGCAGUGGUCUGUCUCGAUUGCUACGAAGGCCUGAGGCAACAAUCAGCCGAAUACGAUCGGUGGGGUGUGGCGAUCGAGAAGCGGGAGUACAACUGGGUGGCACAACCACCACCACCGGAGGACAGUCCGGAUGUGUCUGUCGCCCGCCUACCGAGCGGGGAACGGACUGAUAAAGUCAAUAAAAAUUCUCAAGUAGGUCUACGUCCAAUACCAAAUAAGAAGAACUGUUCUCCAAAGCAAGUUAGUAACGAUAAGCAGCGAGAUGCAAUUCCAACCAAGCUGGCGCAGAAACGUCCAGCCACUAGCCCAGCGCCGCCAGUUCCUUCCCCCCAGCUGCCGAUGCAUCAUCCGUCUUCCGUGUCGCCGCACUCCAACCACAUUGUGGGCUCGAAUCAUUUGCCGCCAUCGGCCGGAUCGGUGCCACCCGGAGCGCACGGGACCCCGGUAGGCGUGGUGCAGCCAUCGCCCAAUCCAUCGGUCCAGAAUGCCGGUUCCGGCGGUGGAGCCAACAGCGGCAACAGUCGAGGUUCCUUCGCGGCAGCGCUGCGUAAUCUGGCCAAACAGGCCGAUGUCAAGGAUGACGAACCGGGCGGUGGCGGGGGCGGAGGACAAGGCGGUGGAGGUGGAGGACCGGACCGAGGAGCUGGCGAUGGGCGAGGAAAUCCCGCGUCACAAAUGGACGUACGACGCCAGGUGGUGGACGGACGGGAUCUGAACGAUUCGCGGGGAGGCUCUAUGCAGGAUAGCCGGGUGAGGAGCGCUGACGCUGCCCGGGGCGGUGAUCCGAAGAAGCGCUCCUCGCCGCAGCCGCCAGAAAAGAUACAACGGCUAAAUCCGCCCAGUGCGAGUGCAAUGCCCGCGGAACUGUUAGCGCGCAGCGGAUUCCAGCCCUACAGGCCAGACGAGCGGUUGACCCACCCGGCCGGUGCCUUCCCGAUGGACGCGUACGCCGGUUUCGGCUCCAUUCCCGGCUUGCCACCAGGCAACAUGUUACACCCUGCAGCCCUGGCGUAUCACGACCCGUCCAUCUACAUGGAUCCUCGCUUCACGAUGCUCAGGGCGGCCAAUCACCAUUCGGCUGCAGCGGUAGCAGCGGCUGCGGCUGCACAUCCCCUAUACUCGUCGCUCCCGUAUGGGCCCAAUCUGUACGCCGGAAUGAUUCCCGGUAUGGGCAUCGGAGCGCAGAGCAUCCACGAACAGAUGAAGUUGGAAGAAGAACGCCGUCGGAUGCGGGAGGAAGAACGAGCCAGAGAGGCACGUGAAGCCAUGGAGAGGGAAAAGGAGCUGAGGGAGCAAAGGGAACGGGAACAAAGAGAAAAGGAGCAACGAGAGAAGGAAGAACGCGAAAGGCGUGAAAAAGAGCAACGGGAGAAAGAACAACGUGAACGAGAAAUGCGGGAAAAGGAGGAAAGGGAAAGGAGAGAUCGCGAAAGAGAGCGGGAACGAGAACGUGAACGUAUGUUGGCUGCUUCCCAUCUACAAAUGCACCACGCAUCGCUAUCAAGGCCAUUUUUCCCGAUGGGCCUUCCAGCUGGAUUAGGACUUCCUAUAAGAGGCCCAGGUCUCCCAUCUCCGCACCACCCACUACAUCCUUCGCUGAGUCUAGGAAUGGGACUAGGUCUACCACAAGUGCCACAACAGCCGCCAACGUCUUCGUUGAAUUUGUCGCAUCCACCACCGACCAGUCUAGGAGGUCAUCCGUCUAUUCCAACUAGCUUGGCGGCCUACAGCCACAGCUUACCACCAUCGUCGAUGAGUUCCAACUACCACAUGAGUAGUUUGAACCUUUCCGGUCUGCCAGGAGCUCAAAACCUGAGUCUUGGACAUAUUCCGCCACCGGCGCAUGGAUCGCUCAAUCUAUCAGCUGGUUCACCGGGACUAUCCUCUCCCUCUCCACAAAUGAACUCGGCUCCAUUGUCCUUGUCCACCAAAUCCCAUCCUUCCAUUAUCAGUACUGCAUCCCUUCCACCCCAUCAUUCUCAUUCCCAUCCCUACUACUCAUCGGCAUCGCUUCCGAACCACAAUUCCGGCAGUCCACUUGCGUUGAGCAGCAAAGUAAGCAGCAAUCUGUUCUCAUCGGCCAACAAUGCCCGAACUGCAACGCCACCAACAGCAACGACCACGUCGGCCAACAGCAGUUCCGUUCCUCCUACUUCAGUUCCUUCCGUUGCCGCCGGUGGCCCACCAAUGUCAUCUGUAAAUAGUACAAACAUCGCUAGUAUUAACAACAACCAUCAUCCCCAUCAUCCUCACCGGCAGCAGGAUUCGCCACAACAAUCUGCUUCGGCGCAACCACCGGCACUGGCCAAAUCCAGUGUUCCUGUAUCAGCUGCACCUUCAUCCCAACACCAACCGCUAGAUAGUUCCAAUCUUAUCAAAGGCAAUGUACCCCCCCAAACCGAUCUGGCCGGACCUGCGGCAGCGGUGACAGCGGUAACAGAGGAACGGACGUCGCCGGCGACGGCAGCAACGGGGAAACCCGAGCAGGACAGCAAUGGAGCCGUUGCCUCGGAUGAACCCCCUGCAGAUACAAUCAAAGAAGACAAACGAAGUGAAUCCACGCCAGUUGGAGGACCCACACCGACACCGGAGACCGAGGGAACCGGAGAUAAGAAGUCUCCCCUGAAUGGCGGAGGCACUGGUGGAAGUCCAACAACUGCAGCUCCAGCAUCCGUUGGAACGCCCCCGGCAGUGGCUGCUUCUUCAGAUAACCCUUCGCCCAUCAAUGCCGAACAUUUGAACGGUACCAGCAGCAAUGGAACUGCAUCGAACUAUUCCAACUAAAAUGGAGCAUACCGGAAGCCACAUCAGCACUACUCAAUGGAGCACUUCCAUCAGAAGAUAGCGAAAGCCCUGUAAUCCACACAGUGUAGCCAGUAAGCAACUUGACAGAAUUUAUUAAAGUAUAAAUCAUAAAUCUACGUGGUAAUGGUUUUGAUGAGCCCGCUCAGUCAGACUUAAAAGCAGCAGCAACUAAGUGUUACUUUCUUACUAGAACAAAGGUCAAAAUGAACUAAAUCAAGUAAAAAACACACGUUCAGAAUAGUAGAGCGAAGUAAAAAAACAAUUGUGAUAAAAGUAAAUUAAUUUCAGACGAGCUCUAGUUUGAAUUUGAAGAGCUCAGUUUUUCGUUUUCGUCGAUAAGGUGAACAUUUUUGGAUAGAUCUGGUGAUGAUGAUUCUCUUAACAGUUUAUACAUAUAUAAAUAAAGUGGAAGCGUGUAAUGAGUCCUUUAUUCCUUUUCCUAGCUACCCGAUAUUGUAAUGAUAAAUCGAACAACCUAAAUCACGCGAAGCAACUGCUAGCAAAAGAACAUAAUUAAAUCAACGGUCAAACAUUAUAGCAUGAUAAUGUCGGACGUAUAAGGUUCGGAAGUGCACAAUCUUCUCCACACCUUCAUUUAUAGGUAAAUUAAAAGUUGUUACAAUCAACACGAGGAGGUGGAAGACGAGCAAAUCAUACAAUUUACCUAAAUAAAAUAAAUAAAGUUACAGGAAAGCUGAAGCAUCUAGUAAAGGAGGAAAUUAAACGGCAACAAACGCAGAAAUAAAACAAAUUUCGGCGUUAAUUUGUGCACCACACUAUGAGAACUUUCACAAGGAGGGCAUAUUUUGAGAAUAAGACAGAGAAAUCCAAAAUGGAAAGAGAGGCAUCAAAGAUUUUUUUUUAUUUUGUACAAUUCGUUUGUUAAUUUCGGCGAAAUUACAAAUAAAGCUAAGAACUUCAAUGUAAGAA